AUGGCCAUCUUUGACGACAUCGAGGCGCUCAUCCUCGCCAACUGCCCAGGCCACAAAGAUGUACCUGCCGCCUUCGCCAGCAUUGGCUGUUCGCCAUCCAUAUCCAUCGCCGUUCUCGAAGGCGGCGUCAUCACAUCGCGCUGCUACUCCACCGUCGGCAACGACACCGAGACGCUCUUCCAAGCCGCUAGCAUCUCUAAGCCCGUCAACGCGCUCGCCGUGAUGAAGCUCAUUGAGCAAGGCCGCUUCACCCUCGACAGCACCGUCCGCGCUCUCCUGCCAAAGGUCCUGCUGGAUAUACUCGUGGAGGGUUCCCCGCCCAGCCAGCGGCCCAUUGUCGAGGGCAUCACCGUGAAGCAGCUGCUGAGCCACACGGCGGGCCUCACCGUCCAUGGUUUUGCCGGCUACUCACAUACGGACAGGGUGCCGAGUGCCAAGGAGAUCCUCGCGGGGGCGCACCCGUCCAACUCGCCGCGGAUCCGUGUCGCGGCGCUCCCGGGCCACUCGCAUAGCUACUCGGGCGGCGGCAUCACGCUCCUGCAGUGGAUCCUCGAGGCGGUGACGGGGCAGGACUACCCGACGCUGAUGCGGGAGCUGGUGCUGGAGCCGCUGGGCAUGACGCGGUCGACAUUUGGCGCGCUGCCGGAGGGGGAGAGGAAUGUUGCGUCGGCGUACUACACGCAGCAUACAAAGGCGGAUGUGGAUCACCAUGUACAGCCGGAGAAGGCGGCGGCGGGGCUGUGGACGACGCCGACGGAUCUUCUCAAGGCGGCGAUGGGUGUGCAAAAGUCGCUCCAAGGUGCAGAAGGCUCGCUGCUGAAGAAGGAGACGGCAGAGUUGAUGCUGACGAAAGUGGCGGGCGACAUGGCGCUGUCGUGGGUGCGGCCCGACGCGUCGACUUUUCAUCACAAUGGGUCAAAUGAGCCGGGUUUCAUGUCGCAGCUAUAUGCGUACGCCAAAAUAGAUAGCAGCGAGAAGAAAGUGCCCGAGAAUUGUGGCUUUGCUAUCAUGCUCAAUGGCGGCACGGAGCCGGUGUUUACGGCAGGGUGGAAGGUGGCGCUGGCUAUUGCGGCGCUGAAGAAGUGGCCACUGACGACGAGCGCUUCGUAUCUCGCGGCCAUCCAGCCGUUUCGGCCGAUUGACGAUGGUACGAUGGGUGAGGGGUGGAAGGCCUGGAAGGGAGAGUGGGCGGCGAAGGAGCAGGGCCAGAGGUAUACGCUGGGAGAGAGUGAGAAGGGCAAACCGGUGCUGUUUUACGGUGGUGUAGGACCGAUUGCGCUGCUGCGGACGGCGGAGGAUAGCAGGUUUGAGCUGGAGGGAUUGGAAAUGAACGUGGUGUUGGAGGAGAAGGAGGGAGUGAAGACGAUUAGUGUGAAGAGUGGCCUGUCUGGAGAUGCGAUUGAGCUCAAGACCGUCGAGGCCUGA
Molecule: messenger RNA, 1425 nt
Organism: Akanthomyces muscarius
Lineage: Eukaryota; Fungi; Ascomycota; Sordariomycetes; Hypocreales; Cordycipitaceae
Exons: 1
Coding region: 1-1425 (474 amino acids)
Source: RefSeq, a predicted model, not a curated record